AUGGACAAUCCCGACAAGUUCUUUCGAGAAUCGCAUUAUAAUAUCGUGCGGGUUCUUUUGAGUCUGAGCGGUCUAUGGCCCUUUGAUAGCAAAGCCACUCGUUACGCAAUUUAUUGCGGGUACCUAUUAGUAGCCGGAUCUGGUUUCACGUUCCAGGUGAUGGGUAUGCUCGAGGUUCGGUCGGACAUUGCCGAGGUGAUUGAUUUUGCACCAUUCGGGAUUCACAUUACGCUCAUUGCAACGAAAGCGGCCUGCAUUGCGUGUACUUUACCCAAGGUCAAGAUCCUGGUGAUGAAAAUGAAAGAGCAUUGGACUUCCCCGAAGACGGAAGAAGAGGCUACAAUUCUGCGUGCCUAUGCAACAUAUGGCCAAAAGUUUGGCUACGUGUACACAGUUAUUUUGUUUGGACAUUCCACCCUUUAUCUAAUUGAGAGUCUGGUGGGGAAGUUGACGUACGUUGAGUCGAACGUGGAAACAAAUGGGACGAUAAUAUUGGAAACAAAUGGGACAAGUGAAACAUUAGACGUCCCAGUUCCAGUGGGUUUACCUUUACGCGUUAAUUACAUGGUCGACGUAGACACGUAUUACAUCCCAAUUUACAUACACACGGUAUUGGCCGAAAUGGUGUACUCACUAUUAAUGUGCGCAGUCGAUGUCUUAUAUUUGACAUCUGUUCAAUAUUACUGCGGCCUGCUCGCAGCUUUGAGGUGCAUCAUGGAAAAUGCGCAUAAUUUGAAAGACGGUGUCGAUGAUCUGUUAGAGCACGUCACGAAGAAUGGUAAAUCUUACUCCAUUGUCUCUUACAGCAUUCGAAGACACACCGAGGCAAUACAAUAUAUUGAAAUCCUGGAGUCAUUGUAUAGGCUACCUCUUCUUUUGCAUAUGGGUUGUGACAUGUUGAUGAUAAGUAUUCUAGGAUUUCAGGCGCUAGUAAAUAUCGACGACCCGAAUCGCUUUUCACAAAAUUGUGUUUACCUUAGCGAGACUCUUCUUAAUAUGUUUUUCGAGAACUGGCAAGGUCAGAAAAUCAUAGAUUCCAACGAAAAGUUGUACCAUUCCAUAUAUAACAUGAAAUGGUAUGAAAUGUCGCUUGCGGCGAAAAAGCUAGUAAUCUUAAUCAUGUUGAGAAGCUUAAGACCGAUGCAGAUAACGGCCGGCAAGUUCAUCGUGAUGUCGUACGAGAAUUUCAGUGCGGUAAUACGAAUGUCCUCGUCAUAUUUUAUGCUGCUGCGAUCUACGCAAACUGUGUAAAAUAUUUUUAGAAAAUUCAUGAUUAUCGAAUUUUACAGUUGGCUGAAUUAGUAGAAAAUAGAUAUCCACCGAUCGCUUGAUUUGUAAAUUCUAGGUGAAUUUCAUAUGUAAAUAAAUAAAACGUGAGAAAAGAAGUUGUAUAAAUAGUAUUUGACUUGCAAAUAAUCUUUUACAGUUAGGUUUUCCUGUCAUGUGGAAAAAUUCUUAUAAAAAAUUUGACAAUGCCG
Messenger RNA from Odontomachus brunneus, 1478 nucleotides. RefSeq names its product odorant receptor 67a-like. The transcript is spliced from 9 exons. NCBI's taxonomy places the organism in Eukaryota, Metazoa, Arthropoda, Insecta, Hymenoptera, Formicidae. Gene Ontology annotation, cellular component: plasma membrane. Bases 1 to 1251 code for a protein of 416 amino acids. Gene Ontology annotation, biological process: sensory perception of smell; detection of chemical stimulus involved in sensory perception of smell. The record is from RefSeq and is a predicted model, not a curated record. Gene Ontology annotation, molecular function: olfactory receptor activity; odorant binding.